Molecule: messenger RNA, 2529 nt
Organism: Adineta ricciae
Lineage: Eukaryota; Metazoa; Rotifera; Eurotatoria; Adinetida; Adinetidae
Source: the annotation of a GenBank genome assembly
AUGAGUGCCGUACAACAACAUCAAUCGUCGAUCGUUAGUCCCGAAGAAGUCGCAUCCGCAAUGAAUGCUGCAUUCGCUGAAUUUCUUGCUGUCGAACCAGCUGCUGCAGCCGCCGCUCUUCUCAUUCACCAUCAACAAAACGUUAAUCCUACAACAUUAAAUGAUUUUCUUACUAAUGGUACUACGCAAAAUAACAAUGAUCUAUCUCGAAACGGUCGACCACCAACGCCUUAUGCUGUUACUACGCACACAUACAGUGAUUCACCUUCUUCGUCAACUCCAUCAUCGUCAACAGCGACCAAUGCAGCCACAACAACAACUUUACCACGUUAUAAGACGUUACUCGAUAAAUUUACUCCAACAAUUCCUUCGUCACUGCCGACCAAUGAUCAACAAUCGACGACUGUUACUACAGCAGCUUCGAUCGUCUCAAAUAGUAAUACACUUAUUCGUAAUUACUACGAAAAUCUUUGUAAUAAUUCGUCAACAUCAAAUUCAAUAGCAUCCUCAACAUCUACAAAUAAUCGUAAGAAGCGUUCGAUAUCAAACGAAUAUGAUUUCUCUUCAUCCAAUUCAACGAUAAACGAUGGUCGUAGUCUACCGAAACGAUUUCGUCCUAUACAAUCAUCAACAGUAUCUUCUCGUCAAUUACAAGUUCAAGAAUGUUCUUCAGAUGAUGAUGAUAAUGAUGCAUUUAGUAAUUCUACGCGACGAAUCCUUUCGUCAGCAUCGACAACAACAAAUGAUUUGGCGUCAUCACGCGCGACUGCCGCGGCAUGCAUAGCUGCUGCUGUAACUGCUUCAUUAUAUGAUGAAGCAAAUGGAAUGGAUAGUCAGCGACGACAAACAACAACNGUAUCUUCUCGUCAAUUACAAGUUCAAGAAUGUUCUUCAGAUGAUGAUGAUAACGAUGCAUUUAGUAAUUCUACGCGACGAAUCCUUUCGUCAGCAUCGACAACAACAAAUGAUUUGGCGUCAUCACGCGCGACUGCCGCGGCAUGCAUAGCUGCUGCUGUAACUGCUUCAUUAUAUGAUGAAGCAAAUGGAAUGGAUAGUCAGCGACGACAAACAACAACAGUUACGACGAGUGUAGAGUCAAGUGAUGAUAGCGAUGAAGAUGAUGACGAAGACGACGAUGACGAUGAGGAUGAUGAUGACUCACCAAAUACUUUAUUCGGGCAAAGACCAUCUUCAUCGGCGCUAUUGUCAAAUAGUAAUAGUAUGAUUGUUGAUCAAACGAAACAAGAUUCAUUAUUACCAUCGAAUGUGACUACUCAUAUGAAUCACUUUCGAUCUAUCCAGCAACAGCAACAACAACAACAGUCCAGAUCGAUUUCGUAUCAUCCUGCACUUUAUGCGAAUCAACAACAGUAUCAACAACAACAACAACAACAACAACAAUCACAAGCAUUGUCGACAACUCCAACCGUAUCUUCAACUUUUCCUCGACAACUUCUAUCCUCUCGAAGACAUGCUCUACCGACACCAAAUCCUUCGAAUUCAUCGUGUUCAUGUUCUCAUCGUACACCAAACACUUCUACAGUCAUCGCUCCAUCCAACGGAUCCAAUUCAUCUUCAGCUACAUCUAUAUCACCGUUUAUCGUCUAUCCUCCCAAUCAAACUCCCAAUGUUAUUCCCACGCUAACAGCAACGACUCAACAAACCGUCGCUCUCGCUGCUGCUGCUGCAAGUGCCGUUGCGCUCGCAUCUCUUCCACAACCUCCACCUGUUCAACAUCUUCAUUUUCAUCAUCAUCAUCAUAAUCAUAACCACAAUCACAAUCCUGCUCACUUACGUCAUCAGUAUCGUCAACAACUAACAUCCGAACUACGUCGACAACGACUCAGUUCAUUUCAACAUCAAACGUCGCCAUCCGUUUCUUCACCUACAACUACCAUCCUUACUGCUAAUCAACAAUUACAUGCUAUUCUUACUCAUCCAACAACAGCAACAACAACAAAUAAUAAUAUUCAUGCUCAUUUAACAAUACAACCAGCAACGGCUGCAUCACCAUCAUCAUCGACGAAUACAUAUAAUUUGACAUUAGGCACAACUAAUCCGAGUAUGCACGUGGCAAUAAAUACGACCUCACAGAAUAAUCAAUGGCCGUCGACACCCUUACUAUUUCGUCCAUUUCGGAAUCCACUUCUUCUGCGUAGUCAUCAUCAUCACCACCACCAUCAUCAUCCGUUCUUAAACAGCGAACGUGCCGAACAUGUCGUCGAAGAAUUACUCCGUAUGGAAGAACAAUUAAACGGCCUAAAUAAUGGUGGUAAUAUAGGUGCAAAUCAAGAACAUAUUAAUGCGCGUACACUAUCAUAUAAGUAUGAAAAACGAACGAUAUCAACAGACGAAAAAUGUACUAUAUGUCUAUGUGAAUUCGACCAUAAUGAUGAUGUUCGUCGUUUACCGUGUAUGCAUCUAUUUCACAUUGAAUGUGUUGAUAGAUGGUUAACUCAAAGUAAACGAUGUCCAAUCUGUCGUAUCGAUAUUGAUUUUCGGGGAGAUUUUGGCGAUUACGUUUGUUAG